AUGUCGUCUCGACCUUCCGACACCAACAAUCCCUCCAUCACUCCGAGUCUAUCGGACGCUAGCUCACCUCAGCGCUUGCCCUUUCACGCACGCUUCGGUCGCCGUCCCAGGACUUCGACCAACUCCACCAACGGCAACCAAGCAUCCUUUGCUGCCAGCACCUCCAAUCUACUGCCUCCCUCUACUGGCGGCUCUAGCUUUUCCAACCUGAUCAGAAGCUCCUCCUCCUCGCAGGUCAAUCUACAUUCACCAGUUGCACCUCCAACCGAACAAGCCGCUUCUCGCCCAUCGCGAUUCUCGUUGCAGACCCGAGUCACCUCUCCCAACCUUGACAGGAUUCCACAAGGCACAAGCAUGCAGAACAGCACCAACAUGACCACCGCAAACAACCCUGGCGCCCAAAGCGGCAGCGGCAGCGCCCUCGGUCGCAUGUUUCGCAGAUACAGCCAGAGCGGCUCGGCUCGUGCCGAGUCUCAGCGACCUUCAACCCGCGAUCGCGAGCGCGAUUCGUUCAACAUGCCUCGAAACAUGAGCUCACCCGCUCUCGACAGGGACAACAGUAGUCCUAUGCGACCCUCCAACAACCCCGCCGUAGCUUCCCCUUCUAUUCCACGCUCUGGCUCGCAUGGCGUGGGUGACAUCAGCGCGGGAAUCGCCGGUUCUCGCACCUUGGCAUCUCUGCCGUCUGCUUCGGCAGUCACAUCUCCAGCAUCUCCCUCACCGGCAGCCGCAGCCACAACAGGUGCGCCUAUUGCCUCAGAAGACGUCAACACUGCAUCUCGGCUCAGCACCACCGUUCGCGAAGCUUCCUCGACCGAUCUAGCUUCUGCCGCUGUUGGCGGCUCUGCCUCCCCUGCUGGCUCACGUCCUCUCAAUGGUAUGCAUCGCAUUCGCCUCGUGCCGCAUCUCGAAGCCACUCGCUCGCUCCACUUUGAACCCAUCGAGCGCGAUCUCAAGGAAGGUGCACACGCCGUCAAAGUGGGCCGAUUCACCGAUCGACAACCUUCUCAACGCGAUCCUGUUGCCACAACGCUAGCUGGUGUCGCCAACGAAGCCAAUUCUUCCGGCGAAUUUGGCUCCGCAGCGGCAGCCCAUUCGAGUCGUGGCCAGCCUGGUGCUCGCGGCGGCGCCAUCCCCAUCAGUGGCAGUCACGGCGGCGGCGGUCGCAUCGACUCUGCUCGAAUCGCUUUCAAGAGCAAGGUGGUCAGUCGAGGCCAUGCGGAAAUCUGGUGUGAAUCUGGAGGAAAGUUCUUCAUCCGCGACACCAAGUCGUCUUCUGGUACCUUUCUCAACCACAUUCGCCUUUCGGGGCCCAACCUCGAGUCCAAGCCCUUUGCGAUCAAGGACGGCGACGUUGUCCAGCUAGGCGUCGACUAUCAGGGCGGCACUGAAGAGAUCUACCGUUGCGUCAAGAUGCGUGUCGAGCUCAACAGGGGUUGGCAACGCGAGGCUAACCAGUUCAACGUCAACGCUUUCCGCCAGCUGCGUGCGUUGCAAGGUACGCCCCUUUCCGCGACGAACACCGACGACAAGGGCAAAGCCGCGUCGGCUGCUCUGCCGACCAAUAGGCAAAGUGUCAGUGUGACCGAUUGCUGCAUCUGCUUGUUCUCAGUCACCGUCUGCCAGGCGCUCUUCAUUGCUCCGUGCUCGCACGUGUUUCACUACAAGUGCAUUCGGCCCUUGCUCAACCUGCAUCAUCCCGGCUUUUCGUGCCCGCUUUGCCGCACUUUUGCUGAUUUGGAUGCCGACGUUGAAGAGGACGAGGCGUGGCAGGAGGCGCUCAUGCAAGAAGCUGCCGCCGCCGAGGCACGUCUGGCGCAGGGCAAGCAGCCGCUCGAGGUGGGCACUCCGGGCGUGGAACUCGAUGCACCCAUCAGUGCUAGCGUGCCACCUACACUGACCACUGUGAUGCUCAAUGGCACCAUCAGCGGGGGUGAAGUGGCUUCUCCGACCAGUGCGAGCAACACUAACGCUGCAUCGUCCAGAUCGCCGCUCGGCUCGGCUGCCUCGCCUUUGUUGGCUGAUCUGCAAGCUGGGCAUGCAGCUACGAACGGUGCCGUUGGGCGUGGCACCGCCGCCUUGAGUAAACGCAAGAACGACUGGGCACGCCCUGAUACUGCCGUCGGAUCGAGUGCCGGGCCAUUGGCGGGCGACGAGACGUUUGCUGUAGGUGAUAACGCAGCCGAGGGCGUGAACCUGUCGGGAGAGUUGGGCGAGAUGGUGAUCACUGAUCGCUUGUUGAACGAGGAUGCGGCUGCUGGUGCUGAUUCCACUGCGCUGUUCCACCGCUCCGGCCAUGGGGUGAGUGAAACUGGCUCGCCCAUUCGCCGAGGCUCCGGACCCAUCGCGAUUGGUGGCAGCGAGCGCACCUUGCACGCGCACAGGGCGACGCCAUCGUCGUCGAGCAUGGCAGUGCACGCCAUUCUGGGCAGUCUGGAAGAAGGUUGGCCCCCUGUCGGUGCCGCCGGUGGCUUCUCUCCCGGUCUAGAAGAGUCUGGGACACCCCUCAACACCACUUUUCUCAGCACACUAGCCGAGGCUCCGCAUGCAGGCACUACCAACACGUCACCCCCUUCCGUGCGGGAUUUUCCGCCAGGCCGAUCGGCACCGGCCCAAACAGUAGUGCCGGCGUUGGUUCCAGGAGGCACGAGCCGGGUCCGACUCGGUGACAGUGACGCGAACGAGGCGCAUGCUAACGACAUUCGAGGCGAACGCGCAAAGCGGUCGAGCGAUGGAGGAGAGGAUGUUGACACGGCUGAGGAGGAGAUGGGAGGUGGUCCGGGGAUCGGCUCUCACUUUGGCCAUGCAAGCGCGACUGGACAGGCCAAAGGCAAGGCGAAGCUGGAUGCAAAGCCGUUGACGAUGGGAGGCGAUGCUGCUGCGCAUGAUUUGGCGUUGGGUGGGGAUGGAUCUGUCAAGCUACCGCUUCAGGUGAACACGCAUGCUUCGCCUUCCUCUGCCAGUGUUGGCGCCAACAAGUCGAGCGGCGUCGCGCGUGGUCGAAGUCGCAGCCGUAGUCGAGGCGGCAGGGAAGCUGUGCCGAGCGAUUCGGACGACCAGGAAGCGGCGCCCUUCCAGUCGUACGAGCUUCCACCUGUGCCCCGGACGGGUCCCAAUCUUAGUUCGAGCGCAUACCUGUCUUACCAGCAUCACCAACAGAGCCCGGGCAUCAACGGCGGUGGCGGUGGCGGUGGCGGUGGGAGUGGAAGGCAGGUGAGCGGCGAUCGCAGCGGCGGCAAUCAUGGUGAGAGCGCAUCUUCCCCUGCCUCGCCGGCCUCGGAGAGCAAAAUGGCUCGGUUCAAGAGACGUAUCUCACAUGCUAUAUGA
Sporisorium graminicola is the source of this 3327-nucleotide messenger RNA. RefSeq lists its product as uncharacterized. Bases 1 to 3327 code for a protein of 1108 amino acids. Lineage: Eukaryota; Fungi; Basidiomycota; Ustilaginomycetes; Ustilaginales; Ustilaginaceae. Gene Ontology annotation, biological process: mitotic spindle assembly checkpoint signaling; negative regulation of septation initiation signaling; protein ubiquitination. Gene Ontology annotation, cellular component: ubiquitin ligase complex; cell division site; cytosol. Gene Ontology annotation, molecular function: protein binding; ubiquitin protein ligase activity. The transcript has a single exon. The record is from RefSeq and is a predicted model, not a curated record.